CAGAAGAAGUCCAUACCCAAGGGUGGUAAAAAGAAGAAGCAAGUGUUGAAGUUCACUUUAGAUUGUACCCAUCCCGUGGAAGAUGGAAUCAUGGAUGCUGCUAACUUUGAACAGUUCUUGCAUGACCGUAUCAAGGUGAAUGGUAAAGCAGGCAACUUAGGUGGCGGAGUAGUGACCAUUGAAAGAAGCAAGAACAAAAUUACUGUAACUUCUGAGGUCCCUUUCUCAAAGAGGUACCUGAAAUACCUAACAAAGAAGUACCUUAAAAAGAACAACCUUCGGGACUGGUUGCGUGUGGUGGCAAAUAGCAAGGAAAGCUAUGAGUUGCGGUAUUUCCAGAUCAACCAGGAUGAAGAGGAAGAGGAGGAUGAAGAUUAAAGCAUUGAUCUGGAUGGCUUUUGUACAUUAUUUCCAUUAAAUAAAUUGUUAAAACCGA
Protopterus annectens (West African lungfish) is the source of this 436-nucleotide messenger RNA. It is a transcript of the gene RPL22, whose product is annotated as ribosomal protein L22. The coding region runs from base 91 to 378 and encodes 95 amino acids. Gene Ontology annotation, molecular function: RNA binding; structural constituent of ribosome. Lineage: Eukaryota; Metazoa; Chordata; Ceratodontiformes; Protopteridae. Gene Ontology annotation, cellular component: ribosome. Gene Ontology annotation, biological process: cytoplasmic translation. The transcript has 3 exons. The record is from RefSeq and is a predicted model, not a curated record.